Molecule: messenger RNA, 1546 nt
Organism: Paraphaeosphaeria sporulosa
Lineage: Eukaryota; Fungi; Ascomycota; Dothideomycetes; Pleosporales; Didymosphaeriaceae
Exons: 5
Coding region: 1-1242 (413 amino acids)
Source: RefSeq, a predicted model, not a curated record
AUGGGCCGCUUCGAGACGCUGAAGCCGGAGACGCAGGACAUGGUGAACGCCAUAAUACCCGCUAUUGCCUCUUCCUACAAGAUUGAUCCGGAGAAUUUCAAAGACAUCAUUCCCGAGGAUAUCCGCAUGAGACAAUGGGACUGCGAGCGCCGCGAUCACAUCAAGGACAAGCCAGAAGACGAGCCGCGCAAUUGGGGCGUUGAGUUCCUCAAGAGCCUCCAGGCAAUCGCACGCUUGAACGGAGGUGACCUGGGUGCAGUGCAAGCACGUCUGCGCGAGCUUGUUGCGAAGCAUGAUGAGAAACACCCGUGGGCUCGUCUCGAAGACAUUCGGCAGAUCAAGGCCGAGUGCCUGAACCCUCGCUUGCGCAACCCAAACGCUCAAGAGCCGGCGUCUGAGUCUAGCUCUGACGACUCCCUUGAUUCUUAUCUGGAGGAGCUGGUCGAGCAGGAUCUCCCGAAGGGCAUGAAGCGUGGUCAAAAUGAGGCGUAUGAAAGCCGCGUUCAGGGGUGGUGGAAACCCGCGAAGCCGAAGAAACCCAAGAAGCCCGUCCGACUUCGUCGCGAUCCAGACGUGGGCUGGGACCGUCGCGGAAAGGACAAGAGCAAGAGCCGAGACUUCCGUCAAAUCUCCACCGACAGUGGCACUCCUGACCCUCUUCCAGAGGAUUCUCCAGCACCUAAGCCGAAGCGCCGCCGCCUGAAUUCUAAGGCCGCGGUCAUCAAGAAGGAGUCGCCGACCGUCAUCGACGAAGAGUCCGACGAAGAUGUACCUGUCGAGGUCAAGAAGCUGCAAGCUGAGCUGGAGGCCGCCGAAGCUGAACUAGAGGUGAAGCGCAAACGCUUCAAGUUUUUGGAGGCGAAAGAGAAGGCUCAAGCUGCGAAGGUGGCCCGGGAGGCCUCCACCGGUAGUGCUAGCGGUCCUUCUCUGAAUAGUCGCUAUAGCGUCAAUCGCUACACUAGCUACAACAACUACGAGGACGAUGAUAAUCGCAACGGUCACAACAAGCACAACGGCUUCACUGGUUUCCAGAGAUUCGAUGGCUCCGAUAUCAACCACGGCUUUCGCGGCUUCAAUGGUUUCAAAGGCUUCACCGAUCGCAACGGUCAUUCUCCCUACCCACUUCAGACCAAUUACCCCGCUCGAAAAUACUCGGACUCGCAGAAUCUGCCGCUUCCUGAAGACUAUUACCAGAAUUCCGACGAAGAAGACCCGGAGGACGUUGAUGACGACGAUGAGUAGCCUGGGCGUUCGCCUCAUGCACGAACAUUGAUUUGUCUGGAAAUGGCCCUGGGCAGGAAGAUGGGCGGCAUUCGUUCGAGCAUCUAACGUCGUUCUGGACAUCACACAUGGAGCCCUUAAGUUACGAAUAUGAAGUGUGAAUCAGGUCUUCCCUGAAUUGGAUGAUGGUAUAGGGCGGUGGAUCGUAUGAGAAUUCCUUAGACUUGGGAGUUUGGUUAGUCGUCGGUAGUUGGAGUCUUACAAUUAUGGGCUUCCAGCGCAUCUCGAUGGAUCUCUGACUAGUUUGCGGAACUCUGAUAAUGAG